Molecule: messenger RNA, 6454 nt
Organism: Pelodiscus sinensis (Chinese soft-shelled turtle)
Lineage: Eukaryota; Metazoa; Chordata; Testudines; Trionychidae
Source: RefSeq, a predicted model, not a curated record
CUGGCCGAGAAAACCGGCAUCUGCAAGAUCCGACCCCCCAAGGACUGGCAGCCUCCAUUUGCAUGUGAAGUACAAAACUUUCGUUUCACCCCACGGGUCCAGCGCUUGAAUGAACUGGAGGCAAUGACCAGAGUGAAACUGGACUUCUUGGAUCAGUUAGCAAAAUUUUGGGAACUUCAAGGUUCCACUUUAAAAAUUCCUGUGGUGGAGAGAAAAAUCUUGGAUCUGUAUUCUCUGAGCAAGAUUGUCGCCAGCAAAGGAGGCUUUGAGGUGGUCACUAAAGAGAAGAAAUGGUCCAAAGUGGCUAGUCGACUAGGCUACUUGCCAGGAAAAGGCACUGGAUCGCUGCUGAAGUCACACUAUGAAAGGAUACUGUACCCCUAUGAACUCUUCCAGUCUGGGGUUAGCCUUAUGGGCAUCCAAAAGUCAAACUUGGACAUUAAGGAAAAAGUGGAGGCAGAGGACCUCGGCUCUGAUGCCCAGGCUUCCACAAAGCAGGGCACAAGAAUGAACGUUGUGCUGAAGAGAACCAGACGCAUCAAAUCCCAGGCAGAGGCAGGAGAGAUGAGUAGAAAUGCUGAGCUGAAGAAGCUGCAGAUCUUCGGAGCUGGACCCAAGAUGGUGGGACUUGCAUUGGGAGCGAAGGAUAAAGAAGAUGAAGUGUCUCGAAGACGCAAAGGUACCAAGUCAGAAGCAUUUGGCAUGCAGAUGAGGCAGCGUAAAGGGACAAUUUCUGUCAACUUUGUUGAUCUGUAUGUGUGCUUGUUUUGUGGCCGGGGAAACAAUGAGGACAAACUGCUACUGUGUGAUGGAUGUGAUGAUAGCUACCACACUUUUUGCCUGAUUCCCCCUUUGCCCGAUGUGCCCAAGGGUGACUGGAGAUGCCCGAAAUGUGUUGCUGAGGAAUGUAACAAACCGCGUGAGGCCUUUGGAUUUGAGCAGGCUGUCAGGGAGUACACGCUCCAGAGCUUUGGAGAGAUGGCAGAUAACUUCAAGUCUGAUUAUUUCAACAUGCCAGUCCACGUGAAUUACACGGAUUUUUUUUUUCCUCUGCAGGUUGAUCUGUAUGUGUGCUUGUUUUGUGGCCGGGGAAACAAUGAGGACAAACUGCUACUGUGUGAUGGAUGUGAUGAUAGCUACCACACUUUUUGCCUGAUUCCCCCUUUGCCCGAUGUGCCCAAGGGUGACUGGAGAUGCCCGAAAUGUGUUGCUGAGGAAUGUAACAAACCGCGUGAGGCCUUUGGAUUUGAGCAGGCUGUCAGGGAGUACACGCUCCAGAGCUUUGGAGAGAUGGCAGAUAACUUCAAGUCUGAUUAUUUCAACAUGCCAGUCCACAUGGUUCCCACUGAGCUGGUGGAGAAGGAGUUCUGGCGACUCGUGAGCAGCAUUGAGGAGGAUGUCAUUGUGGAGUAUGGUGCUGAUAUUUCAUCCAAGGACUUUGGAAGUGGCUUUCCUGUGAAGGAUGGCUGUCGAAAGAUGAUGCCAGAGGAGGAGGAAUAUGCACUUUCUGGUUGGAACCUGAAUAACAUGCCAGUGUUGGAACAGUCAGUCCUUGCUCACAUCAAUGCAGAUAUCUCUGGCAUGAAGGUGCCCUGGCUGUAUGUAGGGAUGUGCUUCUCCUCUUUCUGCUGGCACAUUGAGGACCACUGGAGCUAUUCCAUCAAUUACUUGCACUGGGGAGAGCCCAAGACAUGGUAUGGUGUGCCCUCUCAUGCAGCAGAACAACUGGAGGAGGUGAUGAGAGAGUUGGCUCCUGAACUGUUUGAGUCUCAGCCUGAUCUCCUGCAUCAGCUUGUCACCAUCAUGAACCCCAAUGUGCUGAUGGAGCAUGGUGUACCCGUGUACAGGACCAAUCAGUGCGCUGGUGAGUUUGUUGUGACUUUUCCUCGUGCUUAUCACUCCGGAUUUAACCAGGGCUACAACUUUGCUGAGGCUGUGAAUUUCUGCACUGCGGACUGGCUUCCCAUUGGACGUCAGUGUGUGAAUCAUUAUCGACGACUAAGGCGUCACUGUGUCUUCUCGCAUGAGGAGCUGAUCUUCAAGAUGGCAGCAGAUCCAGAGUGUUUAGAUGUGGGGCUUGCUGCCAUGGUCUGCAAGGAAAUGACUCUCAUGACAGAGGAGGAAACACGCUUAAGGGAGUCAGUUGUGCAGAUGGGAGUGCUGAUGUCAGAAGAGGAGGUGUUUGAACUGGUUCCAGAUGAUGAGCGUCAGUGUGCAGCUUGCAGGACGACUUGCUUCUUGUCUGCUCUUACUUGCUCUUGUAAUCCAGAGCGGCUCGUAUGCCUGUAUCAUCCGACUGAUUUGUGUCCCUGUCCCAUGCAGAAAAAGUGUCUCAGGUACCGGUACCCAUUAGAGGACCUCCCUUCUCUUCUGUAUGGAGUGAAAGUUAGAGCACAGUCCUAUGACACUUGGGUCAGUAGAGUUACAGAAGCACUGGCUGCCAACCUCAACCACAAGAAAGAUGUGAUUGAGUUGAGAGUGAUGCUGGAGGAUGCAGAAGACCGGAAGUAUCCAGAGAAUGAUCUUUUUCGCAGGCUCAGAGAUGCUGUGAAAGAGGCAGAGACCUGUGCUUCAGUGGCACAGCUACUUCUGAGCAAAAAGCAAAAACACAGCAAGCUGAGCCCAGAUAGCGGGAGGACUAGGACCAAGCUGACAGUGGAGGAGCUGAAAGCAUUUGUCCAACAGCUAUUCAGCCUUCCAUGUGUCAUCAGCCAGGCCCGACAAGUAAAGAACCUUUUGGAUGAUGUGGAGGAAUUCCAUGAGCGUGCUCAAGAAGCCAUGAUGGAUGAGAUCCCAGAUUCUUCCAAGCUGCAAAUGUUGAUAGACAUGGGCUCUGGCCUCUAUGUGGAACUUCCGGAACUGCCUCGGCUGAAGCAAGAGCUUCAGCAGGCACGUUGGCUGGAUGAGGUGAGGUUGACUCUCUCAGAUCCUCAGAGGGUCACGCUGGAUGUGAUGAAGAAGCUGAUUGACUCGGGUGUGGGUCUCGCACCACAUCAUGCUGUAGAAAAGGCCAUGGCUGAGCUGCAGGAGCUGCUUACAGUGUCUGAGAGAUGGGAAGAGAAGGCCAAGGUCUGCCUGCAGGCAAGACCACGACAAAGUAUGAUGGCCCUGGAAAGCAUUGUGAACGAAGCCAAGAACAUUCCAGCUUACCUGCCCAAUGUGUUGGCACUGAGAGAAGCCCUGCAACGAGCUAGAGACUGGACAUCCAAAGUGGAGGCCAUUCAGAAUGGUAGCAACUAUGCCUAUCUGGAGCAGCUGGAGAACUUGUCGGCAAAAGGCCGUCCAAUACCAGUACGUCUUGAUGCGCUGCCACAGGUGGAGUCACAGGUAGCAGCAGCCCGUGCCUGGAGGGAGCGCACGGCGAGGACUUUCUUAAAGAAGAACUCAAGCUACACCCUGUUACAGGUUCUGAGCCCCAGGAAUGAUAUUGGGAUUUAUGGAAGCAGUAAGAAUAGAAGGAAAAGGGUGAAGGAAUUAAUGGAGAAGGAGAGAGACCUUGAUCUGGAAUCCCUGAGUGAACUGGAGGAUGGGCUGGAGGAGACCAGGGACACUGCAUCUGUGGUGGCAUUAUUCAAGGACCGGGAACAGAAGGAGAUUGAAGCCAUGCAUGCCCUCAGGGCCGCUAACCUAGCUAAGAUGACCAUGGUGGAUCAUAUAGAGGAAGUCAAGUUCUGUAUCUGUCGCAAAACGGCUAGUGGGUUCAUGCUACAGUGUGAGCUCUGCAAGGAUUGGUUUCAUAGCAGCUGUGUGCCCCUCCCCAAAACUAGCACCCAAAAGAAGGGUUCCAGCUGGCAGGCCAAAGAAGUCAAGUUCCUGUGCACACUCUGCAUGCGUUCUCGAAGGCCCCGACUUGAAACCAUCUUAUCUCUGCUGGUAUCCCUGCAAAAACUUCCUGUACGGCUUCCUGAGGGGGAGGCAUUGCAGUGCCUGACAGAACGUGCCAUGAGCUGGCAGGACCGAGCACGGCAGGCUCUGGCCACUGAUGAACUGUCCUCUGCUUUGGCCAAGCUUUCUGUUCUCAGCCAGCGCAUGGUGGAGCAGGCGGCCAGGGAGAAAACAGAAAAGAUAAUCAGUGCAGAGUUACAGAAAGCAGCAGCUAACCCUGACUUACAGGGUCACCUGACUAGUUUCCAGCAAUCAGCUUUUAACCGUAUAAUAGGGAGUGUGUCGUCAUCCCCACGGCAAACCAUGGACUAUGAUGAUGAAGAAACAGAUUCUGAUGAAGACAUCAGGGAAACCUAUGGUUAUGACAUAAAGGAUAAUGCCAGUGUGAAAUCUUCAAGCAGCCUGGAACCCAAUCUGUUUUGUGAUGAGGAGAUCCCCAUCAAAUCAGAGGAAGUGGUAACACACAUGUGGACAGCUCCAUCAUUCUGUGCCGAACAUGCAUAUUCAUCUGCUUCCAAAAGUUGUCCUCAAGGUUCUAGUACCCCAAGGAAACAGCCCCGGAAAAGCCCCCUGGUGCCUCGUAGUUUGGAACCUCCUGUGCUUGAGCUGUCAUCUGGUGCUAAGUCUCAGCUUGAAGAUCUAAUGAUGAUAGGAGAUCUGUUGGAGGUAUCUUUGGAUGAGACCCAACAUAUCUGGAGGAUUUUACAGGCCACGCAUCCACCCUGUGAAGACAGAUUUCUUCACAUCAUGGAGGAUGACAGCAUGGAUGAGAAACCAUUGAAAAUGAGACCAAGAGAUUCUUCUGAGCGGAAACGGAAGCGGAAACUGGAGAGGGUAGAGCAGUUCUUCGGAGAAGUGAAGCAGAAGUCUAAAGAGCUGAAGAAACUGGAGAAACCCAAAAAGAAAAAGCUGAAACUAACCCUGGACAAGACAAAAGAGUUGAACAAGUUGGCCAAGAAGCUAGCCAAAGAAGAGGAGCGGAAAAAGAAGCGAGAGAAAGCAGCUGCAGCAAAAGUGGAGCUGACAAAGGAGAACACAGAGAAAAAGAGAGAGAAAAAAGUGCUGGACAUCCCAUCUAAGUAUGAUUGGUCAGGAGCUGAGGAGUCUGACGAUGAGAAUGCUGUGUGCGCGGCACAGAACUGCCAAAGGCCCUGCAAGGAUAAGGUAGACUGGGUGCAGUGUGAUGGAGGCUGUGAUGAGUGGUUUCAUCAAGUUUGUGUUGGUGUGUCUCCAGAAAUGGCAGAGAACGAGGAUUACAUCUGUAUGAACUGUGCAAAGAAACCGAUGCAGGGCCCAAGUAGCCCCGCUCAUGCACCACCUCCCCCCUUCUUACUGAGCUACAAGCUACCAAUGGAAGAUCUCAAGGAGACAAGUUAGCAACUACUCAGUUUUUCUGGGACUUGGGGAAAAUGGACCACCGAGACCCUACUGAAAGAGGGUGUUUGAAGCUAAUGUAGCCACUCAGCCUCACUACCAAGGAUGUACAGGCCUUCAGCAGAGAUGGUCCCUUAUUGUUGGCUUCCUCUGUACAGUGGGGAUGUCGGAGGCACAGUGGUUCCAACCAAUCAAUGCAGAUAUCACCUCUGUGGGAGUUCCAGCCAAAAUUUUAAGUGACAAGUGUUUCCAGCUGAGUGUGGGUGCUGCCUUCAGAGGCUGAGCAGACAUGAGACUGUUAGAUUAGACACUUGGGUGUGUUAGAAGUGCGUCUGUGAAACGGGAAGUUGAGUUGGCUUGGAAUUAGCAGCCGUUGGCUGGAGCGCUCAGCCCUAGAAGGGUGCCUCAUGGAGUUAUAUUGUCCACGCAGAGAUUUGGAAGUUACCUUCAGCCCAGUGGUGUCUCCAUACUGACUGAGCCAACAGGGAAGUGUAUGGCGAUACCGAACCUGCCUCAGUGGCCAGGCAGCUCACACUACAUUACGGGGAUGGAAGGGAGUGGCUGAAUAUGUUUCUAUUUUGUAGUUAGAGGGCAAAAGAGAGCAGUUUCAGAAAUCAGCACUGGUUCUGUUUACCAAAAAGACACCCAGCCCUACCCCACCACGUACAUUUCCCUGCCGGGGAAAGUCAAUCUCCCCAUCCUGAGGAGGGCCACAACGCAUCAGUCAAGAUGUCAGUCUGUGCCAGAGCUUGGAAAGCAAAAAGCACUUUCCCUCACUGCCGGUGUCACCUCUCCUGUUCUAGGCAUUGUUAGUGUUCCAUGCUCCUGCAUAUUACAGUUGUCUGACACAGGCUGAAGAUGGUGGAAAGAUACAGCAACAUGAUCUGUGCCCAGGGUCUGGGAGGAAUGAGGACUGCCCUCUUACCUCACAGGUUACCCUGACGUGCUUCUGUGAAAACUUACACUCACAGUAUUUCCAGUAUCACAAGGCUACAGGUGUGGUCUCAAGCGAUACCAGCAAACAGUCUGCAGAUACUGAUGGCAGUGCAGAUCCCCUCCCUGCUGGCUUUGCUGGAUACCAGCCUACAAUCAGCAGCAGAUCUUGGUGGAAGUUGCCCCUGGCUUUGCCAGAGGACUGAGGGUGUGGGGUUAUCCGGGUGACAGUUGUUUUAGUAAAUCCAUUUUUUAAAAAGGA